AUGAGAAACAUCAAGCUAGAUCUCGUUCUGGGCUGGGCAUCCGGGGAGCCAGCGCACGAUUCCCAGUUUUUCGGUUUCGUUGGCGUCCAACGGUCCACCCGCGUUUCGCGGGACUGGCUCUGGUUCCGGGUGAGCUGCGCCGUGAACCCUGGUCCAACCCCUCCAUACUUCCGGGCCGCCAAAGCGUGUGCCCAAUGCUAUUUGCCCGCGAGGAGUCGAUCGUUUUCUCCCCGAAAGGUGAAUGAUAGUGCUCCCGGUGGAUACAAGGGCAAGGUAUUAUUUAUCAUGAACGAUCGAGGCUGGCUAGCGGCGGUGAUCGCUGAACUUUACCGGUGGGCUUUUGAUGUUCCCUCACGCGGGAUCUCGAGUAUCUCUCUGUAUUUCUUUACCGAUACAGCCCCUGAGACUAGCCUGGAUACGGCGAAUGGGGAGGAAAAAAAUUACCCAACGGCCAACGUCCUCGAGGCCGCUCGGAGGAAUGAGCGGGUCCCGGUUCGUGUACAACAUCAAGCUGCGAAAGUUUGUCUCCAUCCAGCUCGAAAGCUACCCGUCCUGCCACUCACCCUUCAGCCCUCCGUUAUUGCGAUGAACCGCUCCCAGAUUGUACUGGCACAAAAUUUCCUGCUCACUCAGUCGACAUCAGCUAGAAACGGCUUAUGGUUUGAUGCAACAGACAUAGAAUUUGACUGUGCACAACACGCAGGGGUGUUCUUUUCUCACCUUGCCCCAUGACGCUCUUCCCGUUCGCCUCCUGAAUGAAUCCUUUCGUUGGUUCGCUUCUUUGGCACUAGCCCCCCGAGACUUGAACUUCUAAAAAUACUGCCAUUCGCGCUUUCAAUCUUGAAUUGAGCUCCCGCUGUAUUUGAAUAUACACACCUAAUUUUUCCUUUUUUUUUUUUUCUAUACUUCGCACGAUUUUCGGCGUUCAACAAGAGUUUUGUGUCUCCAUCACUGGCCAUCUGCGCUGAUCAGUAGCUAGAAAGGGUGCCGGUUGAGUUUGUGCCAUGUUGCCUUGAGCAUCCGGCACGUGUAUUCGAUGUUAUAAGUGGUACAAUAUCACGGGCGAUGUACUGAUCUUCAUCUCGAUGCAACAUGGCUACCAACUGGGAAAGCGAACGGGAUUACUUCUCGCAGGACCCUUCCAGCCCAUCCGAUUCUUUCUAUAAAACUCCUCCCGCCUCGAUCUCCCGGCAUUCGUUGCAUCGCAGAGAUUCCUCUCCCGGCCCAU
Messenger RNA from Coccidioides immitis RS, 1228 nucleotides. RefSeq lists its product as uncharacterized. Bases 1 to 732 code for a protein of 243 amino acids. The record is from RefSeq and is a predicted model, not a curated record. NCBI's taxonomy places the organism in Eukaryota, Fungi, Ascomycota, Eurotiomycetes, Onygenales, Onygenaceae. The transcript is spliced from 4 exons.